Physella acuta is the source of this 636-nucleotide messenger RNA. RefSeq names its product acetylcholine receptor subunit gamma-like. Gene Ontology annotation, biological process: monoatomic ion transmembrane transport. The record is from RefSeq and is a predicted model, not a curated record. Gene Ontology annotation, cellular component: membrane. Gene Ontology annotation, molecular function: extracellular ligand-gated monoatomic ion channel activity; transmembrane signaling receptor activity. Lineage: Eukaryota; Metazoa; Mollusca; Gastropoda; Physidae.
AUGUCGUACGACAAAACGCUGGACAUUUUCAAAGACAAGUUGGGCAGCGCUGUCUACAGCCCCGACAUCCGGCCGGUGCUCAACCAGUCUGACGUCAUACAGGUGUCGGUGCUGUUUGGGAUCGUGUCAAUUGUGGAGCUUAAUGACGUCACCCAGAGCUUCGUCUGCAACGGAUUCUUCUCCUUCGUGUGGAGAGAUGAGCGUGUGAGCUGGAACCCAUCCGACUACGGAGGGCAGGAUCUAAUCCACCCACUGCCAGUGCACACCUGGAGGCCGCGAGUUAUUCUCAUCAACACCCUGGAUAAGAGAGACGUCUUUGACGAUGACAAAGCACCCAUGUACGUCAGCAGUUUCGGCACGACCAACUGGAUUCCUGGGAGUCUGAUCUCCGUGUCGUGUCAACUUGACAUGACCUACUACCCCUUCGAUGACCAGACGUGCUAUAUUAAGUUCCAGCCCAUGUCUCUGUCCACCAAAGAGAUGGUCUUCAAGGUGGCCAGUUCGGACAUCAGCACCGACUACUUCACAGAACACGGAGAAUGGGACCUGAAAGAGAAAAGUAUUGAAGUGUACAACCAGACCAUAAGCAGGUUCUCUUUCUCUUGCUUACAGAUGGUUUUACUAAAGCAUGCCUAA